Rhododendron vialii is the source of this 2271-nucleotide messenger RNA. RefSeq lists its product as uncharacterized. Bases 1 to 2271 code for a protein of 756 amino acids. The transcript is spliced from 3 exons. NCBI's taxonomy places the organism in Eukaryota, Viridiplantae, Streptophyta, Magnoliopsida, Ericales, Ericaceae. The record is from RefSeq and is a predicted model, not a curated record.
AUGGCAGAUGAUAAUCCUAAUGGAGAGAGGAGGGUUGUGAUACCUGACCCCCUCCCUCUCAACUCACACUUCGCCCCCACGGCUUACACUACACCAUCAUGUGUACGAUUACUCGCAAUCACGGCUAACAACUAUGAGAUUAAGCCUGGGAAUGCCAAACAUUGGCUUACUACUUUGCCAGCUAAUUCUAUAACAUCUUGGGCGCAAAUGAGUGCGGCAUUCCUUAAGAAAUUCUUCCCCAUAGGAAAAACACUCAGACUUCGGCAGGAGAUUACCACUUUCCAACAAGCUGAGAAUGAACAGUUCUAUGAGGCUUGGGAGAGAUAUGGGGAUCUCAUUCGUAAGUGUCCGCACCAUGACACACCUAAGUGGCAAUUAGUACAGAGUUUUUAUUCCGGGCUACAUCCGCAGCAUCGUGUGAUGGUUGAUGCCUCAUGUGGAGGCUCUGUGAUGGUUAAGAAUGAAGAGGAUGCCUGGCAAUUAUUUGAAACUAUGAGCGAAGGGUCCUUGCAAAAUGUUUCUUUUGAGAGGAGAACUAAGUCAGUCAUUACUAGUUCUGAUAAGCCACGAGGUAUGUACGAGAUUAAACCAUCUCAUGACCUCCAGUCUAAAGUAGAUGCACUGACUGAGAAAGUUGAACAACUUCUCACCAAGGGAUCGGCCACCUCACAGCCUCCACCUUAUCAGGAGGCAUGUUCUUUAUGUGCUAGUCCGGCCCAUUAUAUUGUUGACUGUCCUGCAGCACCACAAUUCCCUUUGUUUGUGCAAGAACAGGUUAACGCUACACAAGGGUAUGCCAAUGCGCAGGGUUUCUCCAAACCGGGUAAUGAUCCUUUUUCCACUACUUAUAACCAGGGAUGGAGCAAACAUCCCAAUUUGUCAUGGAAGACGGAACACCAUGGUAAUAGUUUCGCCCAGCAACCUAGGCCAUUCAACACACAGUUUAACCCUGCGGUGCGCACCAACACACAGUCCAUCGCAAGGUUAGAGACCCAAGUGGGUCAAAUAGCCAAUGCACUCAAUCAUAGGGAAGAAGGUAGGUUGCCCGGUCAGCCUAUCCAACCCCCUAGAGGACAGUUUGUGAUUCAUGACCCGCCUCCUGCUGAUGCUAAGGUAAUCAUGACUUUGCGCAAUAAGAGAGAGGUUGAAACCCGACCAGAGAAAGCGGAACCAAAGGAACAUUUGGCUCCCUCCGACCCAGAUAACUUUGGGGAGGAGAAUUCACAAAGUAAAAAUGGAACCCUUCCAGUCACACCCUCACCAUCCACCUCCACUUCAAGAGGCUUUAAGGUACCACCCUAUGUGCCUAAAGCCCCAUUCCCACAAUGUCUCAAUGCCCCAUCUCCUUUCCCCAAGAAGGGUGCGGCUAUGGAGGAUAUUCUUGAGGUUUUUAAGCAAGUGAAAGUAAACAUUCCUCUCCUAGACGCGAUCAAACAAGUCCCCACUUAUGCUAAGUUUUUGAAGGACCUUUGUACUCAAAAGAGGAAAUGUAAAACCAAUGUAUCGAAAAAGGUCCUUCUCACCGAGCAAGUGAGCUCAGUGUUCCAAUCGAUUGCUCCUCCUAAGUUACAAGAUCCAGGCACCCCUACUAUUUCCAUAGGAAUAGGGAACCAUGUCAUUGAGCGAGCAUUGCUAGACUUAGGGGCUAGUGUUAAUUUGAUACCUUACUCGGUGUACGAACAAUUGGGGCUUGGGGAGUUGAAACCCACGUCAGUCACCCUUCAGUUAGCAGACCGAUCCAUUAAGGUGCCGUGUGGGGUAGUUGAGGACGUUCUUGUCAAGGUUAACGAUUUUUAUUUUCCAGCGGAUUUUAUAGUACUUGACACGGAACCGAUGCAAAUCCUCAAAAAGCAAACUCCCGUCAUUCUUGGUCGCCCCUUCUUAGCGACGGUCAAUGCUAAUAUUCACGUGAGGAGUGGGGAGAUGGAGGUGACCUUUGGGAAUAUGACCCUUAAGUUGAAUGUGUACAACACUGCAAAACACCACUCCAAUGAUGAGGUACAUCCACCUCUCACUGUUAAUGAUGUGUCUAAGGUGAGUGAGGUUGACUCCGAGGUUCCAAUUUUGUUUGAUGAUGUUCCACUUAUGACUAGCCCUCCUUCAAAAAAUGAUUUAAAGUUGCCACCUCAUUUGCUUUCUAUCACACCAUUAGGUCCGUGUAGUGCGCACUCACCGGAAUUAGCAUGGAGACCUCCUUUGGUCUCGGCAGCGUGUUCACAUGCAAAGUUGGAUUGUAAUGCUCUGUUGAAGGAUGGUUUUUGGAGUGCUUGA